Molecule: messenger RNA, 1617 nt
Organism: Trypanosoma grayi
Lineage: Eukaryota; Euglenozoa; Kinetoplastea; Trypanosomatida; Trypanosomatidae
Exons: 1
Coding region: 1-1617 (538 amino acids)
Source: RefSeq, a predicted model, not a curated record
AUGAAGGAGUUUAAGGCAUUCACACGUUACCCCACGCGGCGACGGCAGCGCCGCAACAUCAUUCGAGUGGCUGUUGUCCUAGCCGUAUUAUUCUGCCUGUACGAGAUAUCCGGAAACCGCGAGGAGAAGAAGCCUGGGCAACCAGACGUCAUCGAAUCUGACAAUGAGACAACCGCCAUAGAUGCGCCGAAUGCGAGUGCGUUGCCCAAAAUCACCCUCUACGAGGAACGUACCGCGCUCUGGGGCUACACUGGCAGUAUCGACAGCCUCAUAGAGAAGCGCGUGUCACCGAAUGCGUUUGGACCCGCGAUGAUGCGUAGCCACGAGGGGACGCUGGACGAGUGGACCGUCACGAACGUCACCUGCGCACGCCUUAAACAGUUGGGGGUGACCGAGGAAGAGAUGAGGCGUCGUUACACACGACACAGAUUAGUGAAGGAGGCGACUGGAUGUGAUACGCUCUCCGUGCCGUUCAAUCCUCGGCGUGAUAAGCGUUGCGUUGAGUUCAUGACGAACAUCUCCAACUGGCAGGAGCUGGUGCCCAUUGCGCAGUCGGAGGACCAGCGAACAAUUAAAUUCGGCAUCAUUUUCAAACCCCUCCACGUAACUCUGGAGAAGGGUAAAACCAAUAACGAUAGUACAAUCAUCAUUCAGCGUCCAGUGGAGACAAUGGUGAAGGUGCCGCAACUUCCGUUUCCGUCAGAGGCAGUUGGUGAGGUGGCGGCGUUCCAUGCCGAUCGCAUUCUCUUGACACACCGCGUGCCCCCGACCGGUUGGGCGUGUAUGCCGUUGCACAUGAUUGAGACCUGUGUGGCGGAGUACAAGGACCGUGCGGUAACCGCGGCGGUAUUCCUUCGCAUGUCAGGAGUCAGCAACUACGAGGAGUGGGUGAAGAAGGACCUCUUGGACUAUGCGAAGCAUCAACACCUCGUGGAGAGAAACAGUGGUGGCGAUGAAUGCAUUGGUGUUUCAGUCCAACUAAAGAUAGCUGAUGUCGGACACUUUUUGUCAAGUGCGAUGCGAAUACCCUACGAGUCCCAUAGAGACACCUGGCAUGUAUACUUUAACUUGGAGAAUAUGAUUGCAGAUAAGGGGAUAAAUUUCAUGGACGAGCCGUCUUUUCUUGGCGUCCUGCAUUUGGCGGAGAUAAACAUGUUUGACUACAUCAUUGGAAAUAUGGAUCGCUCGCCGAACAAGAAUAAUUUUGUCGUGGGUGGUACACGCCUAGACUUGACGUUGGACAGCACAUUCAUGCUGCACCCAAAUCAGCCUUCGUUCAUCUACCUUGACCAUGGUAUGGCGUUUUACCGCAGGCGCCCGCGGCGGAACCCAAUUACGAAGUCCCACGAGUCAUUAAAAAAGAGCGGAUCGGACACCUUCUGUCUCUUCCGAGGUCCGUUGCUGCGCCGCAUCCGUGAUCUAAUGCAGCCCAUUGGCGGCCCAAAGAAAGAGACCGUGUUCAGCUUGAGAAUGAAAAAACGUCUUCCAAGGAGAGUGUAUAGCACCAUUGGCGGUGAUGGUCUGCGCUAUUGCUCGAUGCGGGGUAGGGAAUUGCUGGCGAUGGCGGAGCGUUGCUUGACGAAUGAACGUAUACGACCCUACGUGUUAUUUCCAUGA